Molecule: messenger RNA, 348 nt
Organism: Debaryomyces tyrocola
Lineage: Eukaryota; Fungi; Ascomycota; Pichiomycetes; Serinales; Debaryomycetaceae
Source: the annotation of a GenBank genome assembly
AUGCCAACUGAAGAAUUCACCAAGUUAUGUGGUGCUAGAGUCAGAAGAAGAUUCUCCAGAGGUUUAGGAUCCAAGCCAAUGGGUUUAAUCACCAAAUUGAGAGCUGCCAAGUUAGCCUGUGAACCAAAUGAAAAGCCAGCUAUUGUCAAGACUCACUUAAGAAACAUGAUUGUUGUCCCAGAAAUGAUCGGUUCCGUUGUUGGUGUCUACAACGGUAAAGUUUUCAACACCGUUGAAGUCAAGCCAGAAAUGGUUGGUCACUACUUAGGUGAAUUCUCUAUCACUUACGCUCCAGUUAGACACGGUAGAGCUGGUAAUGCUUCCACCAGAUUCAUUCCAUUGAAAUAA